AUGGCCCGCCGCUUCAUCGCCACCGCAACACACCAACCCGCUCCCGCUUUCAACGCGUCCCGAGCUGCCGCCCCCUUUAUCGCAGCAACAGCAGCAGCAACAGCAGCUACCGCAAUCACAGCAUCAAGAGCCGCACCAAAGCUUGGCCGAAUCGGCAAAUGGUACCUUCCCACCAUGGCAGCCGUUGCCUUUGGCAUGCUCUAUAUCCCUGACACACUCUUCAUGGAGCCUUCCAAGCGCACCGUAACCCUGGAUCAAGCCAACCGCUUCAUCGGCAUGGGCAUCGACCAGCAUCUCUCAGACCACAACCGCCGCGCCAACUACGGCUACGAACUCACCCAGGAAGAGAGGAACCAAGCCAUGCUCGACUCGUACGGCUCCCGAUCCAGUCUCGAUGACAUGGAGAAGGCCAUUGCAGGCUACGAAGCAACGAGACCCAAGGGUCCGGUUGAGCAAAGGAGGGCACUUGAGGAUGCCUAUGGCGAGAGGAGCAGCUUGCACCAUUUGAGGCGAGCGAUGCAGAUGUAUGAAGUGCAGUGA
Didymosphaeria variabile is the source of this 540-nucleotide messenger RNA. RefSeq lists its product as uncharacterized. The transcript is spliced from 2 exons. Bases 1 to 540 code for a protein of 179 amino acids. NCBI's taxonomy places the organism in Eukaryota, Fungi, Ascomycota, Dothideomycetes, Pleosporales, Didymosphaeriaceae. The record is from RefSeq and is a predicted model, not a curated record.